Molecule: messenger RNA, 3386 nt
Organism: Erigeron canadensis
Lineage: Eukaryota; Viridiplantae; Streptophyta; Magnoliopsida; Asterales; Asteraceae
Product: probable serine/threonine protein kinase IRE
Exons: 16
Coding region: 1-3279 (1092 amino acids)
Biological process (GO): intracellular signal transduction; peptidyl-serine phosphorylation
Molecular function (GO): protein serine/threonine kinase activity; ATP binding
Source: RefSeq, a predicted model, not a curated record
AUGAAAAUACCUCUCGCGCCGAUUCGUCGGAGCCAUACCAUAUCUGAAUUGAGUGAUAAACAUAAUGGCGAUUAUCCUGAUGAAGCUGAUACACUCGAUGCUUCUAAUCUCCGACUUAAUCGUAUUCGUAGUUUGCAUCAUAUUGACAAGAUUGAGAUUGUUCCUGCAAGCACUAGUAAACUUCUUACAAUUGAACAACCCGCAAAAGCCGACACAGGCAAGAAGGUGUCUUGGGGCCAAUCUAAAUCGUUACAAAUACAACUGCCAUCCGAUGCUGGAAUGGAGGGUACUGAUGACAAAGCUUUCAAUAAGGAAACACAAUCUCCAAGAUUUCACGCGAUAAUGCAUGUCACAAGUGGCCGUAGAAAAGUUCCUGAUGUAAAGAGUUUCUCUCAUGAGCUCAAUUCUAAAGGAGUCCGGCCUCUGCCAAUUCGAAAACCUCAUGCACAUGGACAUGUAGAGGAGAUCAUGGUGAUGCUCAAAGGGAAGUUUGAAAAGUUGAAGGAAGAAGUCAAUUCUGACUUGGGUAUUUUUGCUGGAGAUAUGGUGAGGAUACUUGAAGAAACUUCAGAAUCUCAUCCAGAAUGGAAAGAAUCGCUUGAAGACUUGUUAAUUAUGGCCAGUAGAUGCGCGAAAAUGACAUCCAAUGAAUUCUGGUCGAGGUGUGAAAAUAUUGUUCAGACUCUGGAUGAUCGUCGUCAGGAUUUACCUAUGGGUAUUCUGAAACAAGUCCACACCCGUCUUUUAUUCAUACUCACUCGAUGCACCCGGCUCGUGCAGUUUCACCAUGAGUGUGGUCAUGAAGACAACCAUCACAUUUUUGGUCUUCAUCAGCUUAGUGAUCUUGGGGCGUAUGCAGAAAAUGUUAGAGAGUUUACAUACCCAUCCUUUAGUAGUCCAUUAGGAAAAUUUGAUGCUAAUGAUGUGAAAUCCACCAAGACACAUGGAGGGGAACAGGAAACUGUAAAAAGUGUGGCUUCGUAUACUGGUAGAAGAAUGUCGUCAUGGAAGAAGCUUCCAUCUCCAGCAGAAAGAAGUUCCAGAAACCAUUCUGCCUUAGAUGUCCCAUCAAAGGAUCUAUCCGACCAUAUGGAAGAUACCCCAGUGCAUGCUUCUAAUAAUUCGGAUACAGCCUCAAAUGCAAGGAGAGUUACAUCUGGAGUUUCAGGAGAACAACAUUAUACCGCCUCUGACAGCUCAUUAAUAUGCCGUAUAUGUGAAGUUGAAAUUCCUACUGUACAUGUGGAGCAACACUCUAGAAUAUGUACUAUUGCUGAUAGGUGUGAUUUAAAAGGUUUGAGUGUCAAUGAAAGACUUGAAAGAGUUGCAGAAACUCUUGAAAGGAUCAUCGAUUCAUGGUCACCAAAAGGUGCUGACUUGGCAGUUGGAAGUCAAGAGAGUGGGAGAAUAUCCCUAUCAAGUAUAUCUGAAGAUUUGUACAAGGUAUCACCUAGAGACCACCUGAAUUCUUGUCAAUGCUCUGAAAACCUUCUUGAAUAUGGUCAUAACCCUGAAGACUUCCACAUUUCGCCUAUGAAUUGCGGCACAAGUGGGACUUCAAUACCUAUUAUUGGUCCUAAGGCCUCAUCAGCUGGAAGCUUGACUCCUAGAUCACCUCUAAUAACACCAAGAACAAACCAGAUCGAUAUAUUCAUGAGCGGAAGGAAAACCAUAUCUGAGCAUGAAGACUCACAGCAGAUUCACAAGCUAUUGGAGAUUGCUCGAUCUCUGGCACGCAUAAACACUAAUGACUACAGUGCAUUGGAACUCAUGCUUGAUCAUUUAAAUGACCUCAAAUAUGCUAUCCAGGACAGAAAGGUGGAUGCUCUUGUUGUUGAGACAUUUGGGAGACGUAUCGAAAAACUACUUCAGGAGAAAUACGUAAUUCUUUGUGGACAGAUAGAUGAUGAAAAAUCAGAAUCAUUAAGUAACAUCCCUUAUGAAGAUAGCCCAAUAGGUCUGGACACAGCCCGGAGUUUUCAUGCAAGCCCGGCAAGUUCAUACUCAAAGGAUCGCACAUCUAUUGAAGAUUUUGAGAUAAUAAAACCAAUUAGCAGAGGUGCAUUUGGACGAGUUUUUUUGGCCAGGAAAAGGGCAACAGGUGAUUUAUUUGCUAUAAAGGUUUUAAAGAAGGCUGAUAUGAUUCGUAAAAAUGCAGUUCAAAGCAUUUUGGCUGAACGUGAUAUAUUGAUAUCAGCUCGUAAUCCUUUCGUGGUGCGGUUUUUUUACUCCUUCACGUGUAGAGAAAACCUAUAUCUGGUGAUGGAGUAUCUAAACGGUGGAGACCUUUUCUCUCUGCUAAGAAAUCUCGGGUGCUUAGAAGAAGACAUGGCACGUCUAUAUAUUUCCGAACUUGUUCUUGCAUUGGAGUAUUUGCAUUCUUUGAAUGUCAUUCAUAGAGAUUUGAAGCCAGACAACUUGUUAAUUGGUCCAGAUGGCCACAUCAAGCUGACAGAUUUCGGGCUAUCCAAAGUUGGUCUGAUAAACAGCACGGAGGACUUAUCGGGGUCAACAACCAUCAGGACUGCUAUCUUUCAGGAUAAUGAAGUCAAACUAGAGUCAGCAUCAGUGAACAAAGAACGGAGGCAAAAGCUUUCAGUUGUUGGCACCCCUGACUAUCUGGCACCCGAAAUACUUCUCGGCAUGGGACAUGCUGCGACAGCUGAUUGGUGGUCUGUUGGUGUUAUUCUUUUUGAGCUGCUCGUAGGGAUUCCUCCGUUUAAUGCAGAAUCUCCACAGCAAAUAUUUGCUAAUAUUAUGAAUAGAGACAUUCCAUGGCCUCAGAUACCUGGUGACAUGAGCUUGGAAGCUUUUGAUUUGAUAGACAAUCUGCUAAUUGAUAAUCCACUACAACGCUUAGGUGCAACGGGAGCUGGAGAGGUGAAGAGGCACUCUUUCUUUAAGAAUAUCAACUGGGACACACUCGCAAGACAGAAGGCAACAUUCAUACCAUCUGGUGAUACACUUGAUACGAGUUAUUUUAUGAGUCGAUAUAUCUGGAAUCCAGACGAUGAACAUAUUGAUGGAGGUAGCGACUUUGAUGAAAUGUCUGAAGUAGACAACACUUCAUGCGAUGACAGUUCACACAGCAACAUUGUGGAUGAAGAGGAAGAUGAAUGUAGUAACCUGGCCGAGUUCAGUGCGCCACUUCUCAAUGUAAAUUAUUCAUUCAGUAAUUUCUCAUUCAAGAAUUUGUCCCAGUUGGCUUCCAUCAACUAUGAUUUGCUUAUAAAAAGUACUCAAGAUUCGAUAGAAAAUUCUAAAGCAGACACACCAUGAUAUCCACAAAUAUGUAAAACUUUGUAUUAAGUAAAAGAAGGCUUAAUGCAUUUUUUUUCCUUGUAAAUAUAUGUGUAAGAUCUUGUUCUUCAAACUCCUAACCACAU